AUGGCGCACCGCAUUUUGACCACGAUCGUUCUCACCGGCUCACGCGUGUUUGGCCGGGCCUUUGUGGAAGCAUAUAAACAGGCUUCUGCAAGCUCCAAAUACGCCGCCGAGAUUAAAAAGGGCAACGUCACCGGCGCCAGUACAUAUGCCUCCAACGGACUUUCCCUCGACGAGGCCUGCAGGAUUCUCAACGUGAAGCCACCGGCAGGUGGCCAAGUGCAAAUGGAGAAUACCAUGGAACGAUUCAAGAAACUCUUCGAUUUGAACAACCCUGAAAAGGGUGGCAGCUUCUACCUUCAAAGCAAAAUUCUUCGAGCCCGCGAACGCAUUGAGAUGGAGGUUCGCGAAGCCGAACGCCACACCAAAACGGACAACGAAUUGAAGGAGGGAUGGAAACCAAAGGUUUACAAGGACCGGUAG
Talaromyces rugulosus is the source of this 420-nucleotide messenger RNA. RefSeq lists its product as uncharacterized. The transcript is spliced from 2 exons. Gene Ontology annotation, biological process: protein import into mitochondrial matrix. Bases 1 to 420 code for a protein of 139 amino acids. Gene Ontology annotation, cellular component: TIM23 mitochondrial import inner membrane translocase complex. The record is from RefSeq and is a predicted model, not a curated record. NCBI's taxonomy places the organism in Eukaryota, Fungi, Ascomycota, Eurotiomycetes, Eurotiales, Trichocomaceae.